AGCCUCGGUCUGCUUUGCUGAGCCCUGGCUGACUGGCUCAGAGGCGGGUGUGAACGAUCAGGUGUUUGGAGGCAUCACGCUGGGAAACGGAAACUACUCCAUGGGGGGAUGUAGAAGUUAACGGCUAAAACUCCCCGCUGGAUUAUCAGCCCGUGUGCCUAACGACUACAUUUAAGACUUUUUUCUCAUGGAAGCAGAUGGAUUCGUGAGGAGGCGUCGGAUGACAGCGGAGGGUGCAGGCAGUGAUGCCGGGGUUGCUGGUGCCUCUGCAGGCGCAGAAGUUCGAUGGCUGGGGGGCAGGUUCUGGGGAGUUUCCGAAAGUAUCGUGGGGAGCCUGUCGCCGCGGAUCGCGAGCGAGGCAGAGGUGCAGACUGUUGAUUUAAUCCGCAGUGGACAGUGUGCAGAGACGGAGGACUGUGAACCAGACUAUGAGGGUCUGCCACAGGGAGCUUCCACUAGCACCCACAUGCUGGCUGGAGCCGUGGCUGGAAUCAUGGAGCACUGCCUCAUGUUCCCCAUCGACUGUGUCAAGACACGAAUGCAGAGCCUUCAGCCCGACCCAGCAGCACGCUACAGGAACGUUAUGGAUGCCCUUCGCCGAAUUAUAGCCACAGAGGGAGCGUGGCGGCCAAUGAGAGGGCUCAGUGUGACAGCAGUUGGGGCGGGGCCUGCCCAUGCCCUCUAUUUCGCCAGCUAUGAGAAACUCAAAAAGACUCUAAGUGAUGUCAUUCACCCAGGGGCUAACAGUCAUUUGGCUAACGGAGCAGCUGGGUGUGUGGCAACAGUGCUUCACGACGCGGCCAUGAACCCUGCUGAAGUUGUGAAGCAGCGCAUGCAGAUGUAUAACUCGCCAUACCGUGGCGUCUUGGACUGUAUACGGGCCAUAUGGCAUAAAGAAGGCGCUGCUGCAUUCUACCGCAGCUACACCACCCAGCUCACCAUGAACGUGCCCUUCCAGGCGCUCCACUUCAUGACUUAUGAGUACCUGCAGGAGCUGCUCAACCCCCACAGACAGUACAAUCCCUCAUCCCACAUGUUGUCAGGAGCUCUGGCGGGCGCCAUCGCAGCCGCAGCGACAACACCUCUAGACGUUUGCAAGACCCUGCUCAACACCCAGGAGUCUCUAGCCCUCAGCUCCCUGUCUUCUAGCCAAAGACGUAUCUCAGGCCUUGCCCACGCCUUCCGGACAGUGUACAGGUUGGGCGGUCUGAGGGGCUUCUUCAAAGGAGUGCAAGCGAGGAUCAUUUACCAAAUGCCGUCCACUGCCAUCAGCUGGUCGGUGUACGAGUUCUUCAAGUAUGGACUCACCAAGCACCAGCAUGACAAGAGGAGGGCACAGCACAUGGAGGCUGAGAUUUAGAUAUCUACAUUUAAUCUCUACUAAUAUCCCCCCCCCCCUCUCCUGCCCUUUCUUUGAGGAAAAACAAGACAUCAAUAUGCACAUGAAAUCUGACUGAAGUUCACCUCGGUUGACCCAUCCCUUUCAGACACGGCAGAUGAAGAAAGAAACCUCAUCUGACAGCUUCAGUAGUCUUAAUUCUGCUACACCUCAAGACUAGAUAUGAUUUAAAUUGUGCUGUUUGUCUCCUAAGUGAAAGCAUUUACACGGCUCUACAGAACUAGUUCAUCUGGAGACCUUUUCCAAAGCAACUCUUAACACCUUCUACUUUUACAUGAAGAACGCAUAAGUGUCCAGUUUGAAAGAUAGUCAGCAGAGGGCAGUAGAGUUUCUUUGUUGGUUCAAGUAGUUUCGUAAUCUUUGCUGUCAAAGGACCAGAUUUUGUUUUGACAUCCAUUGAUUUGAAGUUUACAAAUAAAGAUAUGAAGACGAGGCCCUCGGAUCUAGAGCCUCUCUAGGUUUUUGAGACUCCUGUCAUCCAAAUCCCAGAAGAGACGGUUUAUUUUAGGGCAUCGAGUCCUUUUAUACAUUUACAUCUUUAUUUAAAUACAGUUUGUUGGUUUUUUUUUUUCAUCCAGUUAGAAUCGGAAGAAUAAUGUUUGUUAAAUUUAAUUUACAUCCUCACAUUAGAAAUUCAGUUAAACCCCCUGCAAACACGGAAACCUAAAUCAUGUAAUUUGAAAUACUUUUAAAUAAUAGCGGAUAACUUCAUAGAUAAAAAAAAAAAAGUUUCGUUUCCAGUUUUGUUUGUAUAUCGACAGUGGCAGACGUUAAUAUUAUUAAGAUUUUUCUCCCCCUUUGCAACGUGUUAAAUUUAAGUGAAAUUCUUCCUUAAGAAACGAAAAUGUCUAAAUUUUGUAAAAGCUCUAAGGUAUCUGAAUUGUGUGUGUAAUUUAUUUUUAUUUGCUGAAUUUCAUGCCCAGAGAGAGAUAAACAACCAUUCACACUCACACUCGGUGUCCAAUGAAUCUACGCAGAUUCUGUUCUGAUUAUGUUGCUCUUGUUAUUCCCCAUAUGUGUGUUUAAGUCAGGCCUUUAAUCUUUCAAAUGCUUAAAUGCCAUUGUACCAGCAUAAAGAAGGCUUUUACUGUCCAUUAACUCUCUGUACUGAGCCUGUUUUCAGCUUAUGAGCUACCGAUUUUCAAUAUGUUGCUUGACUGCAGAGGUUGCGUUGUGCCCAAACUAGUUUCGAAGAGUAAUACUACAAGAGCUGUAUCUGCACCCGCAUACUGAGUACACACAAGUGGAAGCUGUCGUUCUUAUUGAUAGAUGUCUGGUUGUUUCAGACGCUGAAUUGCACUCGAUGAAUAAAGACCGAGCAGCAGGGAAUUUCUCUGUGCUCAUAAAUGAUC
Solea solea (common sole) is the source of this 2751-nucleotide messenger RNA. It is a transcript of the gene slc25a28, whose product is annotated as solute carrier family 25 member 28. Gene Ontology annotation, molecular function: ferrous iron transmembrane transporter activity. The transcript has 4 exons. Bases 188 to 1360 code for a protein of 390 amino acids. Lineage: Eukaryota; Metazoa; Chordata; Actinopteri; Pleuronectiformes; Soleidae. Gene Ontology annotation, biological process: iron import into the mitochondrion. Gene Ontology annotation, cellular component: mitochondrial membrane. The record is from RefSeq and is a predicted model, not a curated record.